CCGGCAUGCGCUGUCUGAGAGCGAGAGUGGUGCUUGCAGUUUGGAAUCAGUUCCUGCUCUGCAGCAGUCACUUGGGCAUUUUAUGCUCACCUCUCUUUAAUGGAAAGGAACAAAAAAGCCUUGCAGCAUACCAGUGAACUAAACAGGAGCUGACCACAGGGGAGAAUCUGAUGCAAACAUAAAGACUGUUGGGACUCUGUGACAUAAAUCACCAAGUUGAAAAACCAAAGAAGGUUUUCAGAGGAAUGCAAAAGGAACAGGAGUUUUAAAAGCAGGAAGUUGAAAGGGGAACUCCAUAAGAUGAAUUUCACCCAGCAUCGUGGGACACUCCAGCCUCUCCAUUUUUGGAACCACAGCUACAGACCGCACGGAGGUGCCAGCGAGCCAAAUGCAAAGGGCCACUCCUCGGGAGGCUGCUACGAGCAACUCUUUGUAUCCCCUGAAGUGUUUGUGACUCUGGGCAUCAUCAGCUUGCUGGAGAACGUCUUGGUCAUUGUGGCGAUAGCCAAGAACAAGAACCUCCAUUCACCCAUGUACUUCUUCAUCUGUAGCUUGGCAGUGGCUGACAUGCUAGUGAGUGUAUCUAAUGGAUCAGAAACAAUUGUCAUCACGCUGCUAAACAACACAGACACAGAUGCACAGAGCUUUACCAUAAACAUUGACAAUGUCAUUGACUCAGUGAUUUGCAGUUCCUUGCUUGCAUCAAUUUGCAGUCUUCUCUCAAUAGCAGUGGACAGGUACUUUACUAUCUUUUAUGCCCUCCAGUACCAUAAUAUCAUGACAGUGAAACGUGUAGGUGUUAUCAUAACAUGCAUCUGGGCUGCUUGCACGGUCUCAGGCAUUUUGUUCAUCAUUUACUCUGACAGCAGCGUUGUCAUCAUCUGCCUUAUUAGCAUGUUCUUCACUAUGCUCAUUCUCAUGGCAUCCCUCUAUGUCCACAUGUUUAUGAUGGCUCGGAUGCAUAUAAAAAAGAUUGCUGUUCUUCCAGGGACUGGCCCUAUUCGCCAAGGGGCCAACAUGAAAGGGGCCAUCACUCUCACCAUCCUGAUUGGAGUUUUUGUUGUGUGCUGGGCUCCAUUUUUCCUGCACCUGAUUUUCUACAUCUCCUGCCCCUACAACCCUUACUGUGUAUGCUUCAUGUCCCACUUUAACUUCUACCUGAUCCUCAUCAUGUGCAAUUCCAUCAUUGAUCCACUAAUCUAUGCAUUCCGGAGUCAGGAGCUCAGGAAAACAUUCAAGGAGAUUAUAUGCUGCUGUAGCCUGAGAGGGCUUUGUGAUUUCCCUGGCAAAUAUUAAACCAAAUGGAUGGAUAUGUUACUGUGUACACAACAUGCAGCACAGAUUUCCAAGCCUUCAGAUCCUCUUUCUCAGCAGAAUUUGCUUUAAAUCUUUAAGAGUGAGCACCUCUUUCUGUCUCCCCUCUCUCUCAUUCUUGUAUCCCAUUCGCAUGUAAUUAAUAUUUCUUAAAAAUGUUUGUGAUGUCUACAGUUUGUAAUUUAUUUAGCUGGAAAGAGAAGUAGCACUUCAUAGCAGUUUGUAAGAAGCAAAUAAAUGUAAUGAUUUAUGUGAAAUACCAACAAACACGAGCAGCUGUAUAUUUCAACUGCUGAAAAAAUAAAUAACUUGCCUGACUUACAGUA
Pseudopipra pipra is the source of this 1640-nucleotide messenger RNA. RefSeq names its product melanocortin 4 receptor (gene MC4R). Lineage: Eukaryota; Metazoa; Chordata; Aves; Passeriformes; Pipridae. Gene Ontology annotation, cellular component: cytoplasm; plasma membrane. Gene Ontology annotation, molecular function: melanocyte-stimulating hormone receptor activity. The coding region runs from base 301 to 1296 and encodes 331 amino acids. The record is from RefSeq and is a predicted model, not a curated record. Gene Ontology annotation, biological process: regulation of metabolic process; adenylate cyclase-activating G protein-coupled receptor signaling pathway. The transcript is spliced from 2 exons.